AGAGCGAGUUCGAGAGGAUCAAACUUCAAAGGAGGAAUCGGGAGUUUUUCGAAAAGAAAACAUCAUUCAUACUGUUGCUUCAAAUUUGUCAGUAAAUUGAGAGAAUAGGGAGUUUUAAGGUCUUCAAUGAAAUCAAUGAUGAUCAGAACUGCGUGAUCAUUUUUAAAUUCCUGGAAGGCUGACUCAAGUGAGAUGUAUUCAGUUUCAAAGAUGUUGGCUCUGAUGAGAGCUUUUCUUCUUUGCUGUAUGCUUAAAUGUGUGUUCACAGCCCAGCCUCCUAAUAUUAUAUUCAUCGUUGCAGACGACCUGGGAUGGAACGAUGUUAGUUUUCAUGGUUCAUCGCAGAUCCUGACUCCGCAUCUUGAUGCGUUGGCAUUGGAGGGGGUCUUGCUAACCAAUUACUAUGUAUCCCCCAUUUGUACGCCAACUAGGAGUGCUAUUAUGUCAGGCAAACACCCGAUACACACAGGGCUGCAGUAUAGCGUUAUCAUAGCAGACCAGCCGUACGGCCUCAGCACCAAUGAGACCAUAAUGCCUCAGUAUCUCCGGCCUUUGGGAUACCGUACACAUAUGGUUGGUAAGUGGCAUUUAGGGUUCUUCAGCAAGGACUAUACACCCAUCGAAAGAGGCUUUGAGUCGACAUACGGAUAUUACCUCGGCCAGCAAGACUACUUCACCCAUGAAGCCCAGGUAGAACAUUUACCGCAGCAUAAAGUGACUGGAUUUGAUUUCCAUGUGAAUGGGUCAGUCUACAAACCCGUUUUCGGCCAGUAUUCUACCGAGAUUUAUACAGAGAGGACGCAGGAAAUCAUUCGCAAUCAUAACCCGCAAGAGCCGCUGUAUAUCUACCUAGCCCAUCAAGCGGUACACAGUGCAAAUUACGAUGGUCAGAGGUUGCAAGCUCCGCAUAAGUACUACGAAAGAUUCCCGAACAUUAAAGAUGAAAACAGGAGAAAAUUUGCAGCCAUGGUCUCUGCCCUGGAUGACUCUAUUGGGAACAUCACACAGACAUUAAAAGAGAGCGCCCUCUACAACAACACCAUUAUAGUUUUUACGACCGACAACGGAGGACCUGCCCACGGGUUCGACGCCAACUACGCCAACAACUGGCCGCUGCGAGGAGUGAAAGACACCACGUGGGAGGGGGGGCUCCGUGGUGCUGGAUUCAUAUGGGGCGCCCUCAUUGAGAAGCCAAAGAGAAUGAGUGAUGGGAUGAUGCAUGUUUGUGAUUGGGUUCCAACGUUGUAUGGCUUAGCAGGUGGGAAUACCAGUACUUUAGAGCAUCUCGAUGGUAUAGAUGUCUGGCCUAUGCUCUCAAGAGGGGAGCCUUCACCUCGGAAUGAGAUCCUGCACAACAUUGAUCCUGUGCGGAAUGUAUCUGCAAUCCGUAUAGGGAAUUAUAAGUUGGUUCAAGGCCAGAAUUACAAUGGCAAGUGGUCCGACUGGUACCCGCCAGAAGGAGAGUCCACUGACAAUUCCUCCGACUCUAACCCUGUUCCGAACGCCUUUGUUGUGAGCUGCCCACCCAAGCCGGAUAAUGCUUCCACGAACUGUGAUCCAUUUCAGCAGCCAUGUCUCUACAACAUCAACGAAGAUCCCUGUGAAUUUUAUAACAUAGCUGAUGAGAACCAAGAUAUUGUUGAUAUACUGAUGAUGAGGAUUGAAGAGUACCGUGAAACGAUGGUCCCUAUUAGGAACAAGAAACCGGAUCCACUGAGCAACCCCAAAUACCACGACAACUGCUGGGUUCCGUGGAGAAACGAUACGGACUCAACACCCGACCAAGGACUGAAUUAUAAUAUUUUACGCCCGGGUCCGUACAGUACUAACGCCAGAAGUCAAAAAGUGGUUAUUAAAGGCAUAGAUUAGUAGUGGGAGAGAUGGGGCUUUUGAGACUUCAAUAAUUUGCCAGCUGGAAUGAAAUUUAGUGCAUUAUGAUCUUAUAUUACUAAUUUGGGAUAUAUUCAGUUUAUUUAACCCUUAGCGUACCGGGGGGGGGGUCAAAUUGACCCCCCUCGACACCACAUAAUUUUUUUUACCGCGCUGCUCUCUUGCAUCUUUUGAGACAUCUUUUGUAGGGACAGUAAUUUUCCAUAAUUAUAGAAAAAGGACGGAAUUUUUAAAAAUUGAAAAUCACAGAAAAUGUAUAUUUUUGAACAGAAAUUACUCCCAAAUCCUCAACGAAAUAUGAAUAUAAACUGGCCACAAAACACGAUCUCACUUCGCUGCAGUCAUCCACACAUGACUGCACUCAUUUCCAUUACUCAAUCGUAUCGAAAACAUUCACAAGCGCAAGCUAUCUGAGCGCGACCUAACAUUUCUCAAUGAAUGUAGAAUAAAGUCAGGAACACGGCCGUGUGUCUGCCUUCUACAUUCGGACAUAACAUCACGAUCGCGAUACUCCUCAUAUUAAAAAUGGUGGAUAGGUGGAAGUCGUGAGCUGUCCAAAAAGUCCCCAAAUUAUCAAUAAAAUCUCAUUCAAACAUAAAAUAAUGCUAAUAAUGUGAAAGGUGAGGAUGUAUUCAUGUUAAUUAUGCUUCUAUAAAUAUUUUUUGUAGUAGUAUAUGUAUCUCUUCGAUAUACAAUAGAUUUAAAAGCAAUGUCAGUAAAGUGGCAGAUACAAAGUUUGACCAGUGCGAGCAUUUUGACAUCACUACUCAUUGCGUAUUUAUUUCCUAUGUAAACGGAAUUGUCACUUUUUCAUGUACAGAAAGUCAAUGGGGAUACAGAAAUUCCUUCUUCAGACAUGCUGAAACGGAAUUAAAGAUUUUCUGAAAAGGCGAUUUUUUGAAAUGGAAAUCACUGUUCCAAUGCCUGUCAGACUCAAAAUUUGCUCCAAGACACGAUUUCAUUUGCAAAGUCAAUUCAAAUAGUAUUUUCCUCAAAAUAUAUUUGUAUGAUUAUUUUUACUUUUGCUGGUUUAAAUGGAUUUAUUUUUAGCUGAUUAUGAUUGCAAUUGGGUUCCUGACAUAGUUCAUCAUAAAAAACAAAUUCACCAAUUCCAAUUCAUGCAAUUUUUGCGACCAUUGCGCGAUCAGCGGUCGAGAUCUGAAGUGUGGUCAGAUUGACCCCUGCCCCCAUUACAACCUGGUCUGAAAUAGCCCGGUUAAAUUAGGGUUAAGCAAAUUGGA
Lytechinus variegatus (green sea urchin) is the source of this 3131-nucleotide messenger RNA. Its product is annotated as arylsulfatase I-like. The record is from RefSeq and is a predicted model, not a curated record. Bases 193 to 1869 code for a protein of 558 amino acids. The transcript is spliced from 11 exons. NCBI's taxonomy places the organism in Eukaryota, Metazoa, Echinodermata, Echinoidea, Temnopleuroida, Toxopneustidae.